UUUGGCCAAUUCUCCUGUACAAAUGCCCAAUAUGAUGGUAUAAUACCAUUUACUAGUGCCUCACCAAAUGCCAACGCUAGUCCUAUAGCUAUAAAUAGUGUUUCCUCAACAAAUUCAACAAAUCUUAAUAUGGAUCCAAACAGUAUGGUUAAUACACCAAACAUGCUCUCGGAUAUCGAUGAAUAUAAUUCAAUAACUAUUAUGCCUGAAUCUACACCGGCACAAGUUACUCACUGGUUAACCUAUCAUCGUUUAACUUCAUACUUAUCAACAUUUGCCCAUUUUUCGGGAGCCGAUAUUAUGAGAAUGUCUAAAGAAGAUUUAAUUCAAAUCUGUGGUCUUGCCGAUGGCAUACGCAUGUUUAAUAUUUUAAGAGCCAAAGCCAUAACCCCACGUUUAACUUUCUACGUUAGUUUAGAUGGGAAUAAUUUUAAUGCCGUUUAUCUUAUAUCUAAUACAUCUAAAGAACUAUCACAAAAACUUUUUAAACUUCCAGGAUUUUAUGAAAUUGUAGCCAAAAGUUCAGCACAUAAUGGCGGUGCUGUGCCCGCUACUGGCGGUUGUAACAACACCCUAAUGGACAAUUCAACACCAUUUCAUUCUUGGGGCAUGCAUUCGAAAUAUUCGGGCAGUGGUUCGAAUAUCUUCAAUGAUGUCAAUAAUAAAAGUUUAAUUUAUGUUACCGGUCCCGCUGGUAUACAUGUGGCCGUUACCGAUGAAGUUUUGAAUAAUGAAAUACGUGAUGGUAGUUUAUAUGGUCUAGAAGUACAAAAUGGAAAAGUUAUUAUGAAAUUAAUCAAUAAAAAUGAAAAUUAGUUAGUUGUAAAUAAUUGUACGUGCAAGAAAAAUGCAUUUAUGUUUUAGAAUUUCUUUUUUACGAAAUGACUGUUAUAAAAAAUCGUACACUGCAUUUCGAUAUUAUAUAAUGAAAUUACUUUGCAAACAUUUAUUUCAUAAGAAAAAAAGACAAAUUAUUUAUUUUAUUGAAAGAAUUUCUGUUAAUUAUUAAUUAUUAUUCUUUUCUUUUUAAAACUUUUUUGAAAAAUUAUUGCAAGUAGUUCUUUAGAUGUAAAAAAUUUCCCAUUAAUGUAAAUAAAAUUUUUCUUUCUUUUUUUAAUUUUAGGUUUUGUUUAAAGAAUUAAUUACAAAUGUUAUAAUUUAAAACUUUAGUUUA
Molecule: messenger RNA, 1174 nt
Organism: Lucilia sericata (common green bottle fly)
Lineage: Eukaryota; Metazoa; Arthropoda; Insecta; Diptera; Calliphoridae
Product: upstream-binding protein 1-like
Biological process (GO): regulation of transcription by RNA polymerase II
Cellular component (GO): nucleus
Molecular function (GO): RNA polymerase II cis-regulatory region sequence-specific DNA binding; DNA-binding transcription activator activity, RNA polymerase II-specific
Source: RefSeq, a predicted model, not a curated record